Messenger RNA from Mercenaria mercenaria, 3267 nucleotides. RefSeq names its product guanine nucleotide-binding protein-like 3 homolog. Gene Ontology annotation, molecular function: GTP binding. The transcript has 17 exons. NCBI's taxonomy places the organism in Eukaryota, Metazoa, Mollusca, Bivalvia, Venerida, Veneridae. Gene Ontology annotation, cellular component: nucleolus. Bases 80 to 1954 code for a protein of 624 amino acids. The record is from RefSeq and is a predicted model, not a curated record.
AUUUCACAGCAAUUUCUUCUACUUGACACCGUCUUGCAACUUCCGGUCAAAACAAGAAAGUCACGUGUAAUAGAAAAAUAUGGUUAAAUUAAACAAGAAGAGUAAGAGGCAAACAACAAGGCUUCGGGCAAAAAUAGACAAGAAGGUUAGGGAGCACAAGAGAAAACAGAAGCGAGAUGCAAAAAAGAACCCCAAUGCAAACAAAAAGAGAAAAGAUCCUGGAGUGCCAAACAGUCUACCAUUUAAAGAAAAUAUUCUCAAAGAAGCUGAAGACAGAAAAAGACAGCUUGAAGAAGAAAGACAAAAACAGAAAGAAAGAAGAAAGAAAGAGAGGCAAAAACUGUUAGAUAAAAAAAGAAGUCUCGAUGGUAUGGUAAAAGACGCCCAGAAAAGAGCUAAUGAAUUUGAUAGAAAGCAAGCUCCAAAGGGGUCUUCAGACCAACCUAAAACAAAGAAAGUUGAAUCAUCUUUAAAAACAUUCUAUAAAGAAUUCAGAAAGGUUGUUGAUGCUGCAGAUGUUGUUCUUGAAGUCCUAGAUGCACGAGAUCCUCUCGGUUCCCGGUGUCAGCAGAUGGAAGAAGCUGUCAUUGGAUCGGGAACCAACAAACGCCUAGUACUCAUUCUCAAUAAAAUAGAUUUAGUUCCAAAAGAGAAUGUUGAGGCAUGGCUCAAGUAUUUAAAAAAUCAGUAUCCAGUGGUCGCAUUUAAAGCCUCAACUCAAACACAGAAUGAAAACUUGGGGCGUAAGAAAGUAGAAUUUCAACAGGCUAAUGAAGAUUUGAUAAAAACUAGCAGUUGUUUGGGUGCAGAUACAUUGAUGAAACUUCUUGGAAACUAUUGUAGAAGUAAAGAUAUCAAAACUGUGAUAAGAGUUGGAGUAGUGGGUUUACCAAAUACAGGAAAAAGUAGUAUUAUCAACAGUUUGAAGAGAGGAAAAGCCUGUAAUGUUGGGGCCACUCCUGGGGUUACCAAACAGAUGAAGGAGGUACAACUAGACAAACAUGUACGUCUGCUCGACAGUCCUGGUGUUGUCAUGGCAACAGAGAAAUCAGAUACUUCUGUCAUCCUUAGAAAUUGUGUCAAGCUUGAAAAUUUGGAAGAUCCAACUGGGCCUGUGGAAGCAAUUCUCAAAAGAUGUAAUAAACAACAGAUGAUGUUACAUUACUGUAUAACAGAGUAUAAAGACGUUCACGAGUUUCUGUCAUUACUGGCACGUAGAUUGGGUAGAUUAAAAAAAGGUGGUAUACCAGAUGUAAAUAGGGCAGCCAGAACUGUGUUACAACAUUGGAAUAUGGGUAAAAUAAAUUAUUACACUCAUCCCCCAGAGCAGAUGGAAACACACGUCAGUUCAGAGAUUGUAACACAGAUGGGACAGGAGUUUGAUAUUGACAGUUUACUCUCAGAUCAACAAAAAAUUAUAGAUUCUUUAGAGAAGAAAAGCACAAAACACAUGCUAGUGGAGUCAGUGGGUCCAGCAAAAGUAAUCAUGAAGGCUGAAGAUAUUAACAAGGUUGCUAUGGAUACAGAAGCUGAUGAUGAUGAUGAUGAUGAUAAUGACGAUGAGGAGGAGGAAGAUGAGGAAAUGGAUGAUGCAGAUAGUGAUGAAGAACAUGAAAGUGGAGAAGAAAUGGUAGAGGAUGAGGAUGUAGAGAUGGAAGCAGUGACUGUCUCUUUACCGAAGAGUGCACCAAGAUCUCGUGCAGACACAGAAAGUAGUUCAGCAACCACAAUAUCGUCUUCCACUUUAAGUAAGAAGUCAGAGAGACUGAAUGCAGGUUUACCGCAGUUAAAUAAAGCAAAGAAAAUGGACUUUAAAAAGAUGAAGAAACAGAGACGUAGAAGAGAUCGAGUUGCUGGAGAGCUUUCUGAUGCUUUGACAUCUGCUUUCUCACUGGGAGAUCAGGACGCUUCAGCUAAUGCAGAGGAUUCAUACAGCUUCGAGGAACAUUUCUGAAUAAAGAGUAGAGAAUCCAUACAGCUUUAAGAAACAUUUCUUAAUAAAGAGUUGAAAAUUCUUACAUCCUCAAGGAGCAUUUCUGAAUAUAGAGUUGAGAUUCAUACAGCCUCGAGGAACAUUUCUUAAUAUAGAGUUGAAAAUUCUUACAUCCUCAAGGAACAUUUCUGAAUUUAGAGUUGAAAAUCCAUACAGCUUUGAGGAACAUUUCUGAUCAGAGUUGAAAAUCCAUACAGCCUCAAUGAACAUUUCUGAAUAUGGAGUUGAAAAUCCAUACAGCUUUGAGGAACAUUUCUGAAUAUAGAGUUGAAAAUCCAUACAGCUUUGAGGAACAUUUCUGAAUAUAUAGUUGAAAAUCCAUACAGCUAUGAGGAACAUUUCUGAAUAUAGAGUUGAAAAUCCAUACAGCUUCGAGGAACAUUUCCGAAUAUAAGAGUUGAAAAUCCAUACAGCUUUGAGGAACAUUUCUGAAUAUGAGUUGAAAAUCCAUACAGCUUUGAGGAACAUUUCUGAAUAUAGAGUUGAAAAUCCAUACAGCUUUGGGGAACAUUUCUGAAUAUAGAGUUGAAAAUUCAUACAGCUUCAAGGAACUUUUCUGAAUAUGGAGUUGAAAAUCAUACAAAUUCAAAAACGUUUCUGGACCAUUCAGUUUGUAGUUCACAUGAAAAUGAAUUUUAUCACAAGGGCAUAGCCCAAGUAGUAUGAUAGUAUGCCUCUGAUUCUGAAGACAGACAACAACUUUAGUCAAAGGCAAAUCACUGAAGAGAUUUAUUUUCCAUUUUUUUAUGGUUUUCUUUUCCAGCAUGCAGCCAAGUUAUGUUUGAUGUUAUGACGUAGUAAUUGUGGGGUACAAACUUUGCAUGUGUUACAUAAUAACACACAUUUUCAGUCUUCUUUGUUUAAUAGAGAAAUAAAUCUGGUCAGUUAGAAUAUAAAUUACAGAUAGGAUGUGAACAAUAAAUUGGUUAAUGGCUCAAAUGUUCAGUCAUUGGUUAGUAAAAUCUGCAACAGAUUGGGGAUUGCAUAAGUAAUUGUUUCAUAUAGUUGUGAUUUGAUUUUUUGUGUGGUAUAAUAAAUUCAGCUGUUGUAGCUAUAUUUUGAUGAAGAAGCGUGUACUGUUUGCCAGCGGUAUUAUAAUAUAAAUAUGAUUAAAAAGAUAAAGCAUUUUGCAAGAUUAUACAAUUUGGAUAUCACUUCCCUAUAUAUAUAUUACAAUUAUAUUAUUUCAUAAAAGAAACCAAAACAAAUCACAGACCUUGUUAAAGAUAUUGUUACUAACAUUUUGUGCUAAUAAAUGACAAUGAUGUAAAGUU